Molecule: messenger RNA, 2096 nt
Organism: Nematocida ausubeli
Lineage: Eukaryota; Fungi; Microsporidia
Exons: 1
Source: RefSeq, a predicted model, not a curated record
ACUUUAUGUCAAGGAAGAAAAGACCAAAUGAUUCACAGCCCAUGGAUGCACCCCACCAGACCAAAAGAACAAUUUACACCCAUUGUGUGAAUCUCUCAACAGAUCUACUAUAUCUUGAGCCGGUUGCAGAUGUUGUUCCUGUUCCAAUGAAGAUGAACAGUUUACUGUCUCUUUGUUUAAAGACUAUGGGACUGUGUCUGCCUGCUGGGGAGAAUUCCAUUAAUAAUGGUAUUUUAGAGCCCAUUGCAGGAUUUACUGACUAUUGCGAGACUGUGCUACUGGGCCUGUUCUGUACUAUUGCGUAUAACCCAAAGGAGAAUAUAUUCACAGUUGACCACAUAAAGUCUGCCUCUAAGCAGCUGAAAAGCUUUUUCCGAAAACACAAAUACAUGUAUGGAGCAGUGACAGAGGAAAUGCACGAUGAGUGGAACCAAGUAAUGGGGUGUCUAUCAGAUCCAAACAUACAAUAUAUGCGGCCAGACAGAAACCAGCUUGUGCCAGGAAUAGUAAACAUGCUGUAUGUCAUUAAAGAGAUAGCAGGAGUGGGUGAUACAGUGCAGAUAGAUGAGUUUAGAGAAAGACUAAAGAGGAUAGAGGAGGAGCAGAAGGUCCAGGAAGUAAAACUUAUUUAUAGAAAACUUACAAAAGAUGCAAACAAUACAGAAGAAAAGAAAAAUGAAAUGAAAUUACAAAUAUUAGGCGUGAUUGAUGUGAAAAGACUGAAUAAAAUAAGGGUCCUUGAUGAGAAACUUAGAAAAGAAAAAAACAGAAAAGAAGCAGAUGAAAUCAAGCGAGAGAUACACGAACUAAUGGAUAUUGACUUGUUAUAUAAAAGUUAUACUGAGCAAGAGGAGGUGCUGAAAACUGAACUAGAAAACAAUAUAAAAGAAUAUCUGACAGAAGUAAUUACGAAAAUUGCAAUAGCUAAGGAUGUCACUAUUUCAAUAGAUUUCAUGUUUAAAAAGACUGUUAAAGAAAGCUGUAGCGAUGCAUUUGCCGAUUUAACCAUACUUUAUGGACAUGCAUCUUAUCACCAUUCUUUUAACGCUUUUUUUAGGUAUAGCCCAAAAGUGAUAGAAGUGAAUUUUAGCAUCACUUCUAAUGGAAUUGAUGCGCCAUGUCCAGUGGAGAACAAAAUAUCGGGGAUAUUUGAGAGAAAAGCGCCUAUUCUAGAAAUAUAUGAAUUAGAGCGCAGUAGAUAUUAUAAACCAACAAAGAUGAAACAGGGCACACUUUUCUAUGUGGAUAUAACCCGAGAUUUGGACAUAAAUCUGCUUGAUAUUCUAAUGCACAUUCCAAAACACAAAAUAUAUAUUAUAUGGGCUCUGCUGCUACAUGCAAUAGACAGAAAUCUUGACAGCGGCCACCCUUUUGUGCGCCUGGCAGAUAACCUCCUGGAGAGUGCUCGCUUCAUGUAUAUCGACCAAAAGAAUGAAAUGUUUAUGCUGCUUAGCCUCAUCUCAGUAGACAAGUACUAUCCGCACAUAACCAUAGACGAGCAUGCGUAUGGAAAUGAAGAAUAUUUUGCAGAAGUAAUAGAGAAUCUAUUGGAGUUGGCAAACAGUGCAACACUUGUGUCCCGCAAAGUGUGUGCUGAUAUAAUAACUAAACUAAUGAUUAAGUUGUUGAGGACUUUCCGGAGAGAUAAUGAAUAUUCAGAAUUGAAGUGUUUUGCUAGAAGGCUCAAUAAUAGACCCGAAGCAAAAUCUUUAUUUGUCAAGAUUUUGACACUGGAUGGAACCACCGUGGAGUAUAUUGCUAGAAUUGUUCAAUCUACGCAGGGAAUGGGAGAUGAAGACCCCGCUGAUGGUUGUAAGGGAUACAUUAAUGUGUUUUUGAUGUGGAUUAUUCAGAAUACAAUUGAAUCUAAAUGUAAUUACUGGCAGGCUAUAGUAAAAGGAUGCUAUGACUUAAUUGACAUAACAGAACUCAGAAAGAGAAAUUUUAGUGAUCUUUCUUCUUUAUUCGGUCGUGCUACAGGUCUAUUACCCGUGUUUAGAUUCAUAAAACCUAUAGUGUGCGUUGAGCAUGAUGCAGAGAGCGUGGAAAGGUUUGGAUCAAUCAAAGAGCUAUUUAAUGAACUUGUGCAUUGGUAA